Marasmius oreades (fairy-ring Marasmius) is the source of this 1323-nucleotide messenger RNA. RefSeq lists its product as uncharacterized. Gene Ontology annotation, molecular function: RNA binding; DNA binding. Gene Ontology annotation, biological process: ribosomal large subunit biogenesis; ribosomal small subunit biogenesis. Lineage: Eukaryota; Fungi; Basidiomycota; Agaricomycetes; Agaricales; Marasmiaceae. The record is from RefSeq and is a predicted model, not a curated record. The coding region runs from base 1 to 1323 and encodes 440 amino acids. The transcript has 5 exons. Gene Ontology annotation, cellular component: nucleolus.
AUGACCGAGCGUGUGAAGCACAUUCGUCCUCGCGUCUCUGCCCUCUCUACCACGAUGACCUCAACUACACCACUUCCAACGCUGAGAGCCUCGCUAGAAAAACACAAUGAGACGUUCGAAUCACUCUUGAAGCUUAUACCAGCAAAAUUCUAUCUUGUCCAGAAUCUCACGGACGAACAGAUUGCGUCAAAAUUUCAGAAGAAUAGUAAAAAUCAAAAGGCUCCCAAGCAGGCUAUCAAAGAAGCGUCGAAAAAGGCUAGGAAGGAAAAGCUCGAUCCAGCGAACCAAAAAACGAUAGUCGACUUGCAAAACGAGACAGCUGAAGCUCAGAGACAGGCAAAAGGCAAAGGCAAACGGAAAGCUCUCAGCGACGAGGAAGAAGACGGUGGAGAUGAUGAUGACGUUGCUUUCGACGUCGAUAUUCAGAUGGACGACGACGACUCGGGAGUGGAUGAAGAAGAAGUCGAUAAAAUGGAUGUAGUCGACGCACCUCUCGUACCUAUGGCGCCCACAAGCGAUAUAGCAUCUCUACGGGAAAAGCUUCAUGCGAAAAUGGCUUCACUAAGGCGAGGGAAUGCUCAGCGACCGAAUGGACAAGCGGGCGAUAGGGACGAGCUUCUUGAAGAGCGGAGACGACAGAGAGCAGCGAUGCGGGAACGGAGACGGAAGGAAACGAGGGAAAAGAAGAAGAGGGAAGAAGAGAUGAAGGGUAAAAAAGCAAAGGAGAAACAGCAGAACGAUAAAGUACAGGCGGUGCAACCUAAACCUACCAAGACACAACUUCUCGUACCGGACCCUAAGCCCUCCGUCCUCUCAUACAACCCCCACUCGAAACUUACCACUGUUGCAUUUUCCUCGAUAUCCCAACCAAACGGUGCUGGUCCAUCCAACCCGAAAAACGCUCGACUCAAGACCACCUCUGACCCUCACCAAGCCCUUUCUCAGCUUGCUGCUCGGAAAGAAAAGUUGGCUUCGUUACCUGAGGAGAAACGGAAAGCUGUUGAGGAAAAGGAACGGUUUGAGAAAGCCGAAGCGCGACUGGAGGGUGUCAAAGUGAAGGAUGAUGAAGCACGGUUGAAGAAGGCGGCCAAGAGGAAAGAGAAGGAAAAAGCAAAGACCAAGAAAACUUGGGAUGAGCGAAAAGAACAACUGGCUGCGUCGACGGCCGCCAAGCAGAAAAAGCGUGCUGAUAAUAUCGCUUCUCGGAACGAGCGUAGGAAUGACAAACGAAAAGGUGUGAAGAUAAAGAAUAAGGCACGGCCUGGAUUUGAAGGCAAGGCCUUUGGGAAAGGUAAAGCCAAAGCAGGCGGGAAGGGGAAGUAG